UACAACAAAAAAAAACUAAUUACAAUUGUCGGCCAGUAAGUUCAGAAAAGUUAAAAAAAAUCAGAAAAUCUUGUGCUCAAGGUCUCUAACCAAAAUAGAGGACAGUGAAUAUAAUAAGUUUUUAGUUCAGUUGGAACUGUUUAAAAAAGGACAAUGUUUAGAUCAUUUAGCUAUUAGAUACUGUACUGACACCACUACUGCAUUUUCUUUCCAAGCGGCGAUCUCCAAACACAACUCGUUUUUCCCUGACCAUAUAACGGUAUCUGGAUAUAUUGUGAGAACAUGCUGUGGUAAAAAUGCUUCAAACUAAACAUAGUCGAACAUUCAAUUAACGAAUUGUCAACAGCCAUGUUGGUUGUUGAAUAUCGCUAUGUUAUUCAUAGAAUUAGUACUAUGAGUUCGGUGGUCUUAUUUGUUGAAAUAGAGAUAUGCAAUGGUAGUUUUUAUUGAAUUUGAAUAUGUAGCCCGUCUGCUUGUUGAAUGGUCAUUCUCAAUUUGUUUUCAUGAUAGCCACAAAGGGUCCGGUAUUAUCAACAUAGGCAGGGCCUCUAUUUAUCUAUAGUAGCCAUAUAAUUGUCAAUUUUAUAUAUUUUUUUAAGUCACUUUAACAUUAAUGCCGUGGGUAAUCUAAAAAACUGCUGUUUUACGACUUCGAUUUCGAAGAUUUAAGAACCCUAAAUUUAAGGAAGAAGAAAAGUGUUCAUAAUGAACUUUGCUGACCGAAAUAAGAAGAAUAUAGGCUAGUUAUUUUAAAAAUUAGAUUUAAAAUUUACAAAAUAAUGUUGAGACGAAACCAAUGUGAAUAGUGUUUCAGAAAAUUUUAUUUUAAUAUGUUUUUUUACUUUGGUUUUAAACAGUGUAUUUGUGGUUGUUCGUCGAGGAUUAUAAAAGUUUUUAUAUUUCCUUGGGCUCAAUUGAGAAAUAAAACUCAGUUGGCAAGGAAAUUAUCAAAUAACGAUAAUUUAGAUCAUUUUACUAACCAAUUAAUGCAAAACAAAAUAAACCAGUGGCAAAAAAGAAAAGCAAUUUCACAACCUAGUCUUAAACAGAAAAUAUUUACAGAUAGUAAAUUUGAUUUAGGUGAUCUUCAUAGUGAUGAGCUUGACAGACUAUUUGAAAAGGCUAUCAAUAUAGGAGAUCAUAGGAAUAUCAUAAAAUUAUCUACCGAAUGUAUUAAGUAUAAUAAGUGCCCAUCCCUACCGAUAUUGAUACAAGUGUUGUCCAUUUGUUCUGAGAAUGGUGAUAAGCAAACGAUUACUGAAAUUGUCGGACUGUGCGAAAAAAAUCAACCUGAAAUAUUAGAUGACAAUUCUUACUUUCAGCAUUACUUAGCGGAAGCAAUUUGGAUUAAAGGAAAUAUUAUAAAAUCUCUGAGGCUGUUUGAGCAAGUGUAUAAGGAAAAUCAAUUUUUAAGGCGCAGAAUAAGGUUAAUGUUGCAGUCCUUGAUAGCAGAUAGCAUUUUGAACCAUAGCGAAGCAGCAUUAUUAAAUAUAAAAAUUUUUUGUGAAAAACUUGCAAAAGAGUAUAAUGAUUAUCAUCCUCUCUCUUGCAUUUGGCAAUCUUGCAUGCUGAGUGAAUGGUAUACAGAUCAAUGCUUAGCAUUAGACUUAUUAAUGGAAAAUUGUGGUUUGCGUAAAGCUCUAUCUAAUAGAAUUAACUUUGCUGUCAAUAGUUUGCUAAAUACUCACAGCACUGAUAUAGUUUACAGGCUAAUUGAAAUAUUGUUAAAAUGUGACAUGAGGUCUGAGGCUGCUGGAGUUCUCUUGGCAAUGUUUGAUUAUUGGAUUAGAAAUUGUAACAUGACACGUUGCAAUGAAAUUGUAAAAUGGACAAUAGAGCAGGAUAUUGAAUUGCCUGCUGCACAACAAGAUAAAUUUGUAAGACUUCUGUUGGGAGAAAAAAUAGAGGUUACUAAGAACAAAAAGAGAACAUACGAUAAGACGCCUCCUAAUUAUAGAUUCUAAAUUAAAUUUGUAGACCAGAUAUAAUACAAAUUUUGCUGUUACUUUGUGUCUGUGCAUCCUAUUUCCCAGGUUAAAUUUUCUCGCGUUUUUGAAUUGUGAUUAGUAUUUUAAUGAAAAAUGGUUAUCUACGUAAAAAUACUCCCGUCUGUAAAAUACCUAAUUACACACCGAUCUAGCGCGCGGUAAGCGUCACUUUACCAUGUCAGUUUCCUUUCCCACGAAUCCGAGCCACUUCUGACAUUUCCGGGAUUUUACCGCACGAAUUUGGGAGCAAUCGGAUGUUUUCGGAGAUAUUUCUCACGCUUUGAAUUUUGUCGUUUGUCAAUUCUGACGGUCCUGUCAGUGAAUGUAUUCGUGUUGUUUUACGAAAAUGUACCCAAAAACUAACGGUCGUAGAAAAAGUAUAGUAUGCAACACGUUCGGUAAACUUUUUAACUUACUUGUUUGUUAAACACUCGCUCCGCAUAAUAUACUAUUAAAUCAAAUUUGAAUAGAAUU
Messenger RNA from Cylas formicarius (sweet potato weevil), 2462 nucleotides. RefSeq lists its product as uncharacterized. Lineage: Eukaryota; Metazoa; Arthropoda; Insecta; Coleoptera; Brentidae. The record is from RefSeq and is a predicted model, not a curated record. The transcript is spliced from 3 exons. Bases 831 to 1964 code for a protein of 377 amino acids.